This is a messenger RNA of Balaenoptera acutorostrata (minke whale), 417 nucleotides long. Its product is annotated as NADH dehydrogenase [ubiquinone] 1 alpha subcomplex subunit 3-like. Bases 1 to 417 code for a protein of 138 amino acids. NCBI's taxonomy places the organism in Eukaryota, Metazoa, Chordata, Mammalia, Artiodactyla, Balaenopteridae. The transcript is spliced from 3 exons. Gene Ontology annotation, cellular component: mitochondrial inner membrane. The record is from RefSeq and is a predicted model, not a curated record.
AUGACGCCCCAGCAGAUGAGCCCCUUGGGAAGUCAGCUGUCUGAAGCCGAUCAACUUGUGGGCAUUAGUGCCAGGGAGCAGGUGACAAAUCACAUCCUGCUUGUUACAGCUAAAGCCAGAAUGCCUCAGCUGUCGGGGAGAGACACGUUAACCCCUCACCAGGGAAACUGCAAGACUCCUUCCUUCCUCAGGAAUGCCUGGGCCAAGGAACUGGUGCUGGUGGUGUCCUUCACCAUCGGGGGCCUCAUUAUAAUUCUGCCCACAAUCAGCCCCUACACCAAGUAUGCCAUCAUGAUCAACCAGGCCUCACCUUACAACCACCCAGUGCUCCUCCUAGACAAUGGGAACAUACUCAAUGGGUCCAGCAACCCACAGGACCCACAGGGCCCAAGCUUGGAGUGGCUGAAGAAACUGUGA